Molecule: messenger RNA, 2947 nt
Organism: Alosa alosa (allis shad)
Lineage: Eukaryota; Metazoa; Chordata; Actinopteri; Clupeiformes; Clupeidae
Product: zinc finger and BTB domain-containing protein 16-A-like
Exons: 7
Coding region: 297-2150 (617 amino acids)
Biological process (GO): regulation of transcription by RNA polymerase II
Cellular component (GO): nucleus
Molecular function (GO): DNA-binding transcription factor activity, RNA polymerase II-specific; RNA polymerase II cis-regulatory region sequence-specific DNA binding; protein binding
Source: RefSeq, a predicted model, not a curated record
CCUACAGACCGGAGUUUUUAGUCGCGAGACCCACCGACAAGCGGUUUAUGUGAACUUGAGCGGCAGUGUACCAUGCUUGGAGUUGUAACAGCCACAGUAAGUAGCCUAUGGAUGCGCCUGGCCCUGUAACAGGCAGGCCUACGCUUUCGGAAACGAAGACGAGCAACCUUUCGAGUCAACACCCUGCAGGCUGUGAGCGCUGACCAGUCGCCCGGCUGGACCGCAGCGCAGAGCAGCGGAACCCUCAUGAGGCCACGGAACCCGGGGCUGCGCAGCGUUCCACGGCUCUGACCACCAUGGGCUCGGUCCAUCUCCAGAACCCCGCCCACCCGGCUGCGCUGCUCCACAAGGCCAAUCAGAUGCGUCUGUCCGGCACGCUGUGCGACGUGGCGAUCGUGGUGGACGGCCGGGAGUUUCGGGCCCACCGCACGGUGCUGGCCUGCACCAGCAAGAUGUUCGAGAUCCUGUUCCACCGCGAGAGCGCACGGUACACGCUGGACUUCCUGUCGCCCAAGACGUUCGGCCAGAUCCUGGAGUACGCAUACACGUCGACGCUGCAGGCGCGCCUGGAGGACCUGGACGACCUGCUGUACGCCGCCGAGAUCCUGGAGAUGGAGUUCCUGGAGGAGCAGUGCCUGAAGAUCCUGGAGACCGUGCAGACGGCCGCCGAGGCCGACAGCGAGGCCGCCACCGCUGACCAGGAGCGCCGGAACGCUGGCGGGACCGUCAGGACGAGUGCGCGGACCAGGGAUGCGGCCGGGACGGACAUCGCUGCAGCUGCCCCCCCACCCACCGCCGCCGACGCCAUGAACAGACUGGGUACCAACACCAGCACCUCCCAGAGUUCCUCUGUGCCGGCGUCGUUUGGAGCCUCCGCCCCAAACGCUUACAUUAGCCAAUCACUGUUGAGGGGGGAGGGCCUGAGCUCAGGUUUAGCCAAGGGUCUAAAUUCCGCUCGUCACCAUGGGAAACACCAUCCCAUAACACCGUCAGACAUCAAGACUGAGGACGAGGCCAUGCAAGUGGACAUGGCAGGUGAAGUCCGUGUGGCGAGAGGAAGUGUCAUCACCAGCGCACGUCACCUUAGCCACUCCCCCGAGGAGGGAUCAGGUGGGGCCGAGGCCGCCAAGGCCGAAUCAGGGUUAAUGGGCGUGGCCUCUUUUUAUGGCAUGCCUCCUGUCACAGCCAAUCACAUUCCACAGUUACAAGUGGGCCCGCCCUUCCACAUGCAGCUGGAUUUUGGACACUAUGGUGGCCUACUGCCGCCAAACUUCCUGCAGAGGGACUUUCUCAGCAAGCUGGUCGGAAUCACUGCCAGCGAUUGCCGUCGCCGUGACAACAGGUGUGAUGUGUGCGGGGUGGAACUGCCGGACGAGGAGACUCUGGAGCAGCACAGGAAACUUCAUAAUGAGGUCAGAAGUUAUGGAUGUGAAGUCUGUGGCAAAACAUUCCUGGACAGUCUUCGACUGAGAAUGCACAUGUUGUCCCAUACAGCUGGAGAAAAAGCCAUCGUGUGUGACCAGUGUGGAGCUCAGUUCCAGAAAGAAGAGGACUUGGAGACCCACAAACAGAUACACACAGGUUCCGACAUGGCUGUGUUCUGCCUGCUGUGUGGGAAGCGGUUCCAGACGCAGUCAGGCUUGCGGCAGCACACAGAGACGCAUGCCGGCCUGCGUAGCUACGUCUGCACCGACUGCGACUGCACCUUCCCCAGCAACACCGCCCUCAAGAGACACCUGCGCUCACACACAGGUGACCAUCCCUUUGAGUGUGAGUUCUGCGGCAGCUGUUUCCGUGACGACACAACGUUGAAGGGUCAUAAGCGCAUCCACACCGGAGAGAAGCCCUACCAGUGCAACAGCUGCGGCAAGAAGUUCAGCCUCAAACAUCAGCUGGAGACCCAUUACAGAGUACAUACAGGAGAGAAGCCGUUUGAGUGCAAGCUGUGCCACCAGCGCUCGCGUGACUACUCGGCCAUGAUCAAGCACCUGCGCACGCACAACGGCGCCUCGCCCUACCAGUGCACCAUCUGCCAGGAGUACUGCCCCAGCCUGUCCUCCAUGCAGAAGCACAUGAAGAACCACAAGCCCGAGGACGUGCCCGCCGACUGGCGCAUCGAGAAGACCUACCUUUACCUGUGCUACGUGUGAGCCAGACGGCCCAUCACUCACCCCACAUGGAGAGGGAGGGGUGCGGGGAGUGUGUGUGUGUCUGUGUGUGUGUGUGUGUGUGUGUCUGUGUGUAUUCAUGUGUGUGUAUGUGUGUGUGUGAGAUGGUAGAGAGCAGACACAGCAGUACCUGUGCUGCGUUUGACACAUGGCAUCUUUGCACCAGCGUCUCAGGACCAGCAGGGGGCGAUAGUGUGGGUUAGGGUGGGCAUUAGCAGAGUGUGUAAGUCAGUUACCUGGAUGGCAUCUGCAGGGCUGGCAGAAACACGCAUGCACGCACACACACACACACACACACACACACACACACACACACACACACACACACACACACACACACAACAACACACACACACACACACACUAUUCUGGCUGUGAGCACUGAAGCCGGUAAGAAUAGAGAGAGGGACAGAGGUAUGGUGGAGGACAAGAGAACGAUGGGAUGAAUAGGGACAGGAAGAAGAAGGGACAAUGAAUAUCUAAAGAUUAUAUUCACAUCACAACACAACACACACACACACACACACAGACACACACAGAUAGAGAGAGAGAGGCACGUCAUGUGUUCUGCAGUUUCAGUCAAAACAAACACACAAACACAUAUCUGUACACACACAGCAAGUAGGACAUGAUGAAUUACAUAAUAUUCAUUACAAAUUUAAAUCUAAAGAAAUGCUGUAACAAUUCAGGAGUGUGUGUUUGUGUGUGUGUGUCUGCGUGUGUCUGUCUUUGUGUGUAUCUGUGUCUUUCUGUCUGUGUGUGUGUGUGUGUGUCUUUCU